CCCAACCUCGGGAUCCCAUUUAUGGGAGGCUCGGUCUGGGGUUCUUGCAGCCGGCACCAGACCCUCCCAGCCCCGGCGCCCCACCCGCCGCGGGGAAGAUGCCGGAACAGAGUAAUGACUACCGCGUGGUGGUGUUCGGGGCGGGCGGCGUGGGCAAGAGCUCGCUGGUGCUGCGCUUCGUGAAGGGCACGUUCCGCGACACGUACAUUCCCACCAUUGAGGACACCUACCGGCAGGUGAUCAGCUGCGACAAGAGCGUGUGCACGCUGCAGAUCACGGACACCACCGGCAGCCACCAGUUCCCGGCCAUGCAGCGCUUGUCCAUCUCCAAGGGCCACGCCUUCAUCCUGGUGUUCUCGGUCACCAGCAAGCAGUCGCUGGAGGAGCUGGGGCCCAUCUACAAGCUCAUCGUGCAGAUCAAGGGCAGCGUGGAGGACAUCCCCGUGAUGCUCGUGGGCAACAAGUGCGACGAGACGCAGCGGGAGGUGGACACGCGCGAGGCGCAGGCGGUGGCCCAGGAGUGGAAGUGCGCCUUCAUGGAGACCUCGGCCAAGAUGAACUACAACGUCAAGGAGCUCUUCCAGGAGCUGCUGACGCUGGAGACCCGCCGGAACAUGAGCCUCAACAUCGACGGCAAGCGCUCCGGGAAGCAGAAGAGGACAGACCGCGUCAAGGGCAAAUGCACCCUCAUGUGAGCCCGGAACGCCCGCCUGCCCGCCGCCCACCCCCACUGGCCCCGGCCCCCGCUGCCUCCCCCAACACUGACACCGUCCUUGGCCUCCUCCUCUUCUCUCAUCCUUCCUCCGACACCUCGGCUGGGGAGACCGAGGCCACCCCCCUCCGCUGCCCCUGCCCAUCCCGAGGCAGGGCUGGGGCUCUUGUUCCUCCCCCGCUCUCUUUCCACCCUCCUGUUCUGUCUGUACCCCCCCCAAAACCAAGAGCUGGAGGUGGCCCCCUUGUCCUGCAGAUGGGAAAACAGGACGGGGAGCUGGCAAGAGGAGCUGCUUGUUCCCGCGGGGAUCAGAGGAGGCUGCGUUUCCCCAUCUCCAUCUCUUUCCCUGGGGUGUCCCCAGCCAGACCUGCGCGUCCUGUCCCUCACAUUUGAUCACUGUGACCUUCCGGGGGAGGGGGGAGUUGUAAAUGCACAUCAGCCUCAGAUAUUUUUUUCUUUUUUCUCCUGUUUGGUGUUAACAUACAUCCAAGCCCACCCGGCCCCUCACGACCUGUGAUCUGUGCCCCUCCUCCGGUCCCAGAACGCCCCUCUCUCCUCUGUCUUCACACCGAGGUGUGGGGCCCGCGGGAUGGGCCUCAGGCCACCAGGCAAUAACCACAGGGCCUGCAGCAGUGCCCCUGCCAGCCCCGAGUCCCACCCCCGGGACCGGCCACAUCCACAGCACAACUGCCCGGUCAGAGAGGCACCAUGAAAGUGGAGGGGCUUCCCAGACACGUCCACCCGGGGACCCGUCUCUUCCACCAAGACAGAGACGUUAGCAACGCAUGGUGGGUGGGGACCUGGGGUGCUCAGGAGGGGGUGCCCGGGGCACUGGCCAGAGAGACAUCAAUUACACCCCCAUAGAGGGACAGCCGAUAGGACCCAGCACCAGCAGGAUCCGAGGGGCCUCCAGGCAGAGGUCUACCCCGCCCACUUCCUCCCCACCACCUGUGCCCCAGAGAGCAGGACCCACCCGGGAAGGUGGCGUCCUGGAGUCAGGUGUAUCUGCAGCCAUGAGGUUCUGGGUGUUUUUGUGAGAGAGUCUGAGUGACGCCACACUCAUGUGACCCCACAGGGUUGUGUCCAACAUACGCGGAAGUGACUAUGGAACAGUGUAUUCGGUGUAUUUGUGCAACCUGGGGUGCGUGGAUGGGCGACUUGUAUCUACGUGCAUCUGCGUGUAUACCUGUGUGUGUCUGUCAGGGAUGGUAUGUUUUCGUGGCAGUCUGUGUGUGUAAUAGUGGUGUAGGGUCUGUAGAAAGGUGGGUGGUUGUAGAUAUCUGUGUGUGGUUGUCAACAAGACUGGAUAUUUGUGAUGUGUCUGUGUGAGUCUUUGUGCCUGUAUGAGCAUGACUCUAUUUUGGGGAGUGGGUGAUAUGGUUUAUCUGAGAGCAUUUAUCUGUAAAUAUGUUUGUCUUGAUUGAGGGACACGAUCUCUGUCCCACUCAACAGCAACAUGACUCUCUAGCCAUGUGACUUUUGGUCCCAAAUCUGUAUCAGUUGGAUAUUGCUGUGUAACCAAUGACCACAAAUGGAGCAACCAGAAACAACACAUGUUUAUUAUCUCACAGAUUCUACAGGUCAGAGCCUGUGUGCAGGUUCACUGGGUCCUCUACUGGGGAUCUCAGGAGGCUGCAAUCAAAGCAUUGGCCAGGCAGAGGUCUCAUCUGAAGGCCUGAUCGGGGAAGGAUUUGCUUCUAAGCUCAUGUGGUUGUUGCAGCAUUCAGUCCCUUACUGUUGAAAGACUGAGGGCCUCAGUUCCUCGCUGGCUGUUGGCUGGAAGCUGCUCUUUGUUCUGUGCCAUGUGGGUCUCUCCAUAGUGGGGCUUGGAGCACAGCAGCUAAUCAGCGAGGGAAGGUGAAAUGGAGGUGUUGGUCUUAUUGGGUGUGAGGAACCAGCAUGUGUGUGUGUGUGCACACUUUUGUACACUGAGAGAGAGAGAGAGAUUGCACGCAUGUGUCUCUGUAGUCAUGUGGCCA
Molecule: messenger RNA, 2691 nt
Organism: Piliocolobus tephrosceles (Ugandan red Colobus)
Lineage: Eukaryota; Metazoa; Chordata; Mammalia; Primates; Cercopithecidae
Gene: DIRAS1
Product: DIRAS family GTPase 1
Exons: 2
Coding region: 99-695 (198 amino acids)
Biological process (GO): signal transduction
Cellular component (GO): membrane
Molecular function (GO): GTP binding; GTPase activity
Source: RefSeq, a predicted model, not a curated record